GAUAAAUAACAGAGGUUUAUAUAGAAUCAUGACUGACAUUGAACCAAUGUACCAAAGAAUAUCGGCAGCUAAAAUUGAUCCUUCAAGGCCGACUCAUCGACAUAACUAUAACAUUACUGAUUUCUUCUGGAAUUACGAAGAAAUUUCUAAGAUUCCAGGACCAAAGGCUGUCAAUCCCAAUUACUUACUGGAGGAGCAAGAGAAAGAUAGAACAAUUUUUGAAAGAAUCACUGAUUAUUUCAUGAUGUCUAAUCCCUCUCAUUGGAUAUUCCUAGUCCUCAUGGCUUUUAUCACCACUACUAUCUCUAUUGGUAUUGAAUAUGUGGUUAAGAAAAUCACCGAACAAAAGAUUCAUUGGGCAAUGGAAUCAGAUUUAGCAUAUUCUUACAGACUCUUGAUCUGGGUUGGAUCAGCCUGGGUUCUUACCUUAAUCGCUACUUCUGUCGGAGAAUAUAUCAGUAAGGAUGCUGAAGGCUCAGGAAUCCCAGAAAUGAAAUCUAUUUUAGCAGGAGUCAAUAUUUACAGAUAUCUUAGUUUUCAAACUCUCAUUGGAAAGAUCAUUGGCCUCACUGCAGCCCUUUCAGCAGGAUUAUCAAUUGGAAAGGAAGGGCCAUUUGUCCAUCUUGCAGGAGGAGUAACCAAUAAGUUAUGAAAAUUGGGAUUUUUUAAAGAUAUCCAAAAUAACCAUUCCUUAAAGAAACAAAUGUUGGCUGCUGCAGUAGCUGCGGGAGUUACUGCUACAUUUGGAGCUCCUAUCGGAGGUGUACUUUUCAGUAUUGAAGUAACAUCUACCUACUACUUCGUUAGCAAUCUUUGGAAGGCUUUCUUCUGUGCAUGCAUAGCAGUCGUAAUGAUGAAAGGGUUUUCAAAUUUAGGACUUUAUGAUUUAGCAGUCCCCCAAGAAGAACCAAUGCAAGUAUAUCAUGACAUUCAAUAUCUAUAUUAUGGAACUUUAGGACUCUUAUGAGGAGUCCUAGGCUCAGUUUUUAUUCAAGUUUUAUCUAAAUUGAUCUACUUAAGAACCAAAAUUAAGGCUCCUUUUAUUAGAAAUAGAUGGAAAUUAUGAUCAUUGAUUGGGAUUUUGACUGGAACAUGAACCUUUUGCAUUACUUUCUUUAAUACUUCUGAUAAGGUAAUUUUGAGCCAAUUAUUCUCACCAGAAAACUUAGAUCAGCAUAAAAACACUCAAUGGACUCAGCCAGCAAUCGGCUUCAAUUUAGUGGUUUUUGUAGUGACAAAAUUCAUGCUUGAAGUUUUGGCUAUCAGUAGUCCUAUACCAGCAGGGGUAUUCACACCUACCUUUAUUCUCGGGGCUGGAUUUGGAAGGCUUUAUGGUUAUAUCUUGAGACUUUUAAUUGGAGAUAGUAUCAAUGAAGCAGCCUAUGCAAUUAUUGGAGCUGCAUGAGUAACUUCUAGUGUGACAAGAACAAUUUCAGUUGCAAUGAUUGUAUUUGAACUCAAUGGGCAGUUAAGCUAUAUGAUUCCUGUAUUAUUAUCAGUCCUUCUAAGUUAUGCCAUUAGUAAUAGCCUUGCAAUGUCAAUAUUCGAUGUUUUACUUGAUAUGAAGGAUCUUCCAUAUCUUCCUGCUUUACGUAGCGUUGAGCACUAUAAAAUGACUGCAAGCCAUAUCAUGAAUAAGAACUUCCUCUACCUCACCAUAAAUUCUCAGCUCUCUGACAUUAUAGUGCUUCUACAGCAUCUUGGGCCUAGAGCAAAGAGUAUCCCAGUGGUUGAGUCCGAGGAGGAUAAAGUUUUGCUUUACUCAGUCCAAGCUCAAUCUUUAAGAAAAUAUUUAUUCUCUUACUACAACACUGUGUCGCAUACUUUAGACAAGGAGCUAAGAGAUCGCUUGAAUAAUUACUUCUACAAUCUUUACUCCAUCUCCAAUAACAAGAUGGGCAAAGGUGACAAGAAGCAGAAAGAACACCAAGAAGAAGCACUCGCAUUUUUACAGCCAGAUAGUGAUAUGAGUAACAUUGAAGAGAAUAAAGAUGACUCUGAAGCUAAACACCAUUCAAGGAAGGGCUCUUCGUUCAUUCACCAUAAAGAAAGUAUGCUAAAGAUUAGAGAGUUCAACCUCAAAUCGAUGGAUCCUCCUUCAGAGAGUAGCAAUAGUGAAAGCUCAAUCGAAGAUGAUUUCUGGAUGAUUCAUAUCAAUUUUAACCACGAAUUUUUAGAAAUUGAUAAGGCUCCCUUUUCAGUCAUGGAAGAAACAUCAAUGUCAAAGAUACAUUUCUUGUUUACAAUGCUGAACCUUUCCCAAUUGUUUGUUAUUCGCAGAGGUGUUUUAGUAGGUAUAAUAACCAAGAAUGACUUUAUGAAGAAGAAAAGAAUGGUUGUUGAGCUUCCUACUCAAGAAACAGAACCUCGAAAGAGCGAACACAAUGACAACUUACUCUCCUUUCCACUAAACCAGAUGAGUCUAAAUGAAAGAAGAUUCCAUGGAGAUAGUUCUCAUAAGGAAAUUGCUGAAGAAUCAGGAGAAGAUAGUCCAAAGAAAUCUAGUCCAGAUAGACGCUACUACUCUUAAGUUUCAAU
Molecule: messenger RNA, 2538 nt
Organism: Moneuplotes crassus
Lineage: Eukaryota; Ciliophora; Spirotrichea; Euplotida; Euplotidae
Source: the annotation of a GenBank genome assembly